Messenger RNA from Physella acuta, 2187 nucleotides. Its product is annotated as NAD-dependent protein deacetylase sirtuin-2. NCBI's taxonomy places the organism in Eukaryota, Metazoa, Mollusca, Gastropoda, Physidae. Gene Ontology annotation, molecular function: NAD+ binding; histone deacetylase activity, NAD-dependent. Gene Ontology annotation, cellular component: nucleus. The record is from RefSeq and is a predicted model, not a curated record.
CAGCUAGAGACCUAGAUCUAAAUCUAGAUCUAGACUAGAUAGUCUCAUCUCAUGACUCAUACUCUUUCAAUCUCUCUUUCUUUUGUCUCAGAUCUAGUUUAGGCCCUGGCCUACUUGUACUUAUAAACAAAUAAGUUAAAAUCAAUUGUUCAUUGAACGAAAGCAUAGUAAAAUAUGAGCAAAUCAUCCUCUGACAAAAAUACUAAGGAACAGGAUGGAGAAAAACAAGCCAACAGCCUUGGUGAUCAACUAGCACAUUCACUGAAUAUAAGAGAUGGGUCUGGCAUAGUUUCUUUUGAGGGAAUAGCACAGUACUUAGUCAGUGAUAAUUGCAAGAAUGUUAUCACUAUGGCAGGGGCUGGCAUCUCUACAUCUGCUGGCAUCCCAGAUUUCCGUAGCCCAGGUACUGGUCUAUAUGAGAACUUGGCGGCGUAUGAUCUACCCCAUCCACAGGCUAUAUUUGAUAUUAGUUUCUUUCAUAAAAAUCCCAAACCUUUCUUUGUCUUGGCUAAAGAACUUUAUCCAGGUUCUUUUAAGCCAACUCCAUGUCAUUAUUUUAUCAAAUUGCUGAAUGAUAAAGGAAAGCUGUUGAGGCACUACACUCAGAAUAUUGAUACUUUGGAAAGAGUUGCUGGUCUUGACCCUGAUAAACUGGUUGAGGCCCAUGGCACUUUUUACACUUCCCACUGUCUUGAGUGUAACAAGGAAUAUAAGUUGGAUUGGAUGAAAGAUGAAAUUUUUGCUGACAGAGUACCAAAGUGCACAGAGGCUAAAUGUGAAGGAGUUGUAAAACCAGAUAUUGUAUUUUUUGGUGAGUCUUUGCCUCCUCGAUUCGGACAACUUAUCCAGUCUGAUUUUAAAAAAUGUGAUCUGUUGAUUGUGAUGGGGACAUCACUCACUGUACAGCCAUUUGCUUCCCUUGUCCACAGAGUUCCUGAUCAAACACCCAGGCUCUACAUCAACCUGGAAAAUGGAAUGAGUUCUAGUGAUCCUAUUGCUGUAUUGCUGUUUGGAGGAGGAUUUAAUUUUGAUGGUGAAGACAACUACAGGGAUGUUUUUAAGAAGGCAACAUGUGAUGAGGGCUGCCAGGAGUUGGCUGAUUUGUUGGGCUGGGGGGAAGAGCUAAAGCUGCUUGUGAAGACUGAACAUGAGAAGAUUGAGCUUCAGGAGGCUUCAGGGUCCAAACCUUCCAAUGACAAAACUAAGAAAGAUAAUGAAGUUGAGAAAAAAGGAAAGAAAGGAAAAAUGUAAUGUUACAGUUAUGAUUUCACCUUGUCUUUCACCAUGCUUGAGAUAACUUUUAAAUUAAAGUAGUUGAACUACUUCAGUCAGAACAUUAUCUUAGUUAACACUUUGUACAGCAUGUAAAUGCUACUUACACUUUAGAUUCAUUUAUUUUAAAGAAAAUGUGAUAUUGUUGUCAUAGCUAAUGUCAAUGUAUCCACUGUUAUAAAACAAAACAAAACUUUAAAUGUCAUGUCCUAUCCUAUCUCUGUUAUAAAACAAAUUUUUUUUUAAAAUGUCAUGCCCUAGCCUAUCUCUGUUAUAAAACAAAUUUUUUUUUUAAAUGUCAUGUCCUAGCCUAUCUCUGUUAUAAAACAAACAAAAAACUUUAAAUGUCAUGUCCUAUUGUAUCACUUGAAAUGUCAUCCUAGUGUGGCAUAUUUCCACUAUUAUAAAACAAAAAAAGUAAAUGUCAUGUCCUGUGUAUCACCUGAAAUGUCCUAGGGUGGUGUAUUCCCCCAGUGUUCUCUCAGAUCACCAUGUUUACUUGUCCUUCUGUUGUUUACAUUGUAUUUAUUAUUCAAGCUCUGUGAUUUGGGUUUUAUUACAUGACCUUUGAUGACCUUUGAUAUUUUUGUUAUAGAAAGAAAGGUUUUUUUUUACAAAUGUAGAGAUAUUUUAUUGACUUUAUCACUGAUGUAUUUGUUAGAUACAAAUUACUUAUAUAUUUGUUAGAUACAAAUUACUUAUAUAUUUGUUAGAUACAAAUUACUUAUAUAUUUGUUAGAUAUAAAUUACUAAUGUAUUUGUUAGAUAUAAAUUGGGAAUUAUUUGAUGGAAGUAAGUUAAUGGAAUACAGCAUUUGACUUGUAGGCACAAGAAAGAGCAAAUAAUUAUUGUGUGUAAUAAAUAAUUGUUGUAGGCCCACACAUAAUGUGAAUAAAAAAAGUUCAGCAAAUUCUU